UUCUGGUGUUGGCGGCCCAAGCAAAGGAGCAGAAAUGGCGCUUCACAAGGAGAAGGAAAAGAAAGAAGAGCAGGUCAUCAGCCUUGAGCCUCAGGUUGUAGAGGGAGAGAAUGUGUUUUGUGUCUGCCAUGUCUUUGCUUCCUUCAACGACACCUUUGUCCAUGUGACUGAUCUCUCUGGCAAAGAAACCAUCUUCGGAGUGACUGAUGGGAUGAAGGUCAGGGCUGACAGAGAUGAAUCUUCUCCCUUUGCUGCUAUGUUGGCCGCUCAGGACGUUGCCCAGAGAUGUAAAGAACUAGACAUCACUGCCCGUCACAUCAAACAUCGGGCCACAGGGGGAAAUAGGACUAAGACAUCUGGCCCUGGUGCACAGUCAGCCCUGAGAGCCCUGGCACGUUCUGGAAUGAAGUUCAGGUGGAUUAAGGAUGUCACUCCAAUCCCCUCUCACAGCACUCGCAGAAAGGGUGAUCACCGUGGUCGCCGUCUGUGAACAUCAUUUGUUGGAUUAUUUUUGUCAAUAAAAGUGUCACAAUGGUCUGUUUGCUUCUGGUAUUCUCAAAUGGUAUACUCUUCCCUCAUGCUGACUGCUUUGAUGUGUGUGCCCCUUUUUUGUCUCACAAAGAUUGUGGCUGUGAUGAAAUAAUGGGAUUUGGCAGAUACUCAAAGACCCGCCUGGAGAUUAAU
Messenger RNA from Dromiciops gliroides (monito del monte), 684 nucleotides. RefSeq names its product 40S ribosomal protein S14-like. Gene Ontology annotation, cellular component: cytosolic small ribosomal subunit; ribosome. The record is from RefSeq and is a predicted model, not a curated record. The transcript has a single exon. Gene Ontology annotation, molecular function: structural constituent of ribosome; small ribosomal subunit rRNA binding; mRNA 5'-UTR binding. Gene Ontology annotation, biological process: maturation of SSU-rRNA from tricistronic rRNA transcript (SSU-rRNA, 5.8S rRNA, LSU-rRNA); ribosomal small subunit assembly; translation. Lineage: Eukaryota; Metazoa; Chordata; Mammalia; Microbiotheria; Microbiotheriidae. The coding region runs from base 35 to 490 and encodes 151 amino acids.